Molecule: messenger RNA, 2561 nt
Organism: Polychytrium aggregatum
Lineage: Eukaryota; Fungi; Chytridiomycota; Chytridiomycetes; Polychytriales
Exons: 15
Coding region: 190-2352 (720 amino acids)
Biological process (GO): regulation of DNA-templated transcription
Cellular component (GO): Ino80 complex; cytoplasm
Source: RefSeq, a predicted model, not a curated record
AUCGCACCUGGUUGAAGCGCAGGGAUGCGGGUGCUCCCGGAUGCUGUCUGCGCGGGGGGCAUGGGCCGUGCUUGGGUGUCGGAUCCUGGAGCGCCCGCUCGUCUUUGAUCUCGGCCGCUGCUCACCAUCCGCGAGCGGGGCAUCCUUUGCCCGACCUUCAACCUCUGGCCUCCUCUGCCGCUGACAGUCAUGGCCAACAGCUACGACUCGUACCGCAACUCGUCGAUGCCGAUCGUCGUCGAUGCCGGAUCCCACUCGCUUCGGGCGGGCUGGGCGGACCAGAAAUUACCUCCAUUGAUUUUCGAUAAUAUCGUGGCGAAGCAUAAAGAUAAAAAGGGCACGCACCAUCGGAUCCUCGUCGGCAACAAUGUCCAUCUCGCCGGCCUGACGGGGGCAGCCAAGUCGGCCUUUGAUGGCGGCGUUCUGGUCAACUCUGAUCUGAUGGAGCAUACGCUGGACUAUAUUUUUCUGCGGCUCGGCAUAGACACCGAUCGGGUUCACCAUCCGGUUCUGAUGACCGAGCCUGUCUGCAAUCCUCUGCACUCGCGAAAACUCUCCUCGGAGCUUCUGUUUGAGGUCUACCAGGCGCCGUCCGUUUCGUACGGAAUCGACGCCUGCUUCAGCUACUACAACAACCAGAUGCCUCUGGGAUCCAGCCAAGGCGGGUUCAUCGUGUCGGCAAACCACAACGGAACGGUCCUGCUGCCGAUAUGGGACUCGCGAUGCGUGGUUGAGCAUUGCCGAAGGAUAUCGUACGGCGGCCUGCAGAGUGUCGACUACAUGAUGAAGGUGCUGCAGAUGAAGUUCUCGUCGAUCCCUCCAGUCAAGAUUUCUCCUGCGGACGCGGAGAGCUACGUGCACAAUCAUUGCUAUGUCUCGUUGGACUACAUGAACGAGCUACGAGAGCUGUCCAACCCGCAGAGCUUGGCGCCAAAGGAUAUCGCGAUCCAGUUCCCGUACAUUUCCAAGUUUGGCCCCACUCUCACAGCAGAGGAGCAAGAACGAGCGGCCCAGCGACGCAAGGAGCAGGGACGGAGGCUUCAAGAGCAGGCUGCCAAGAAUCGAGAAGAAAAGCUGCGAAAGAAGGAAGAAUACUUGGAGGUCCUCAACGCAUUGCUUCAGAAUCCUGAUAAUGCGGAGCUUCGAUCGCACGGGUUUGAGUCGCUGGCCGAGUGCGAGGAUGUCGUCAAAGAAACUGAAGUUGCUAUCAAGAAGGCUCGGAACAAGCAAUUGGGGAUCGUCGAGCCGCCGCCAGAGCGCGACGAGCCUGUGUUUUUGUACCUGGAUGUGCCCGACUCGGAGCUCACCGAAGAGCAAAAGAAGGAGAAGCGCAAGAGCCGACUGCUUAAGGCUGGCCACGACGCCCGCGAGAGAGCACGCAAGGACAAGGAGCAGGAGCGGCUACGAGAGGAAGAGCUUCUGCGACAUGAAGAAGAAGCGCGCAAUGCAGACUUUGGCAAGUGGCUCACCGAGCUCAGAGCCAAGCGACAGCUGGUGGUUGACAAGGUUCGAGCACGGCAGCGCAAGAGAGCGCAGCUGGCCGAUCGACGCAGCCAGGCCUCGCAGAUGCGCAUGAAGAACAUUGCAUCGCUGGCAAGCGAUGAGCCAACGCCAAAACGUCGCCGGAAGGCACAAACUGAGGAUACCUUUGGUGCCGACGAUGACGACUGGGGAAUCUACCGAGAAAUCAAAGGUGUCGAAGACGAGGACGAAGACGAGGAGGAUGCCCUGUUGCUGUCAAAAUACGAUGGGCUCCUGACGACGCACGAUCCAGAGUUUGUGCCUGAGGAUAUCUUUGGCGAGAACAAGUCGCCGUUUGCAAACACGCUGAUCGACUAUCUCUCGCAUGGCGUCCCCACGGGCCGCGAAACUGAGAUCGAGAAAGAGGCUCGCGACUACCAGAUCCAUCUCAACGUCGAGCGAAUCCGCAUCCCCGAGGUGCUAUUUCAGCCCUCGAUUGCUGGGCUUGAUCAGGCCGGAGUCGUCGAGGUGCUGUCGGAUGUGAUCGAACGAUUUGACCAAGCGGCGCAGAUCCGUAUGAUUGAGAACGUCUUUGUCACCGGCGGACACUCGCAGUAUCCAAACUUUACCACGCGGCUCUACAACGAAAUCCGCGCCCUAUGCGAGCCCUCUCAGAAAGUCAACAUUGUUCUGGCUAGAGAUCCUUUGCUGGAUGCAUGGAAAGGAGCCGCCAAAUACGCCCUGGCACACCGGCCAAGCAGCGACCAGCCCAGCUCCAUCUGGAUCCAACGGGAGCAAUGGGAUGAGUGUGGCCACGACUACCUGAUCGAGCACGCCUUGAGCAAUCGGUACUACGGUGCAUCCAUUUUGAAACGGGACACUCUGUUUUGAGCCAGGACUGUUGAUUAUUUCUGGGCCUUGAAUACACUCACCCGUCCAUCGCAGCCAUGGCCACAUGAUGUACUCACGGUGCAUGGAAGCUAAGCGACUCAAGUUACCCUGGCCAGAGCCCCGAAUAUACGGAUCACCGAUGCCGAUGCCGACGCCGAUGUCGACGCCGGGAUGGCAGCCCGCGUAAUGAGGUAUUUGGUCCUUCCCGA